AUGCGGCUAGUUUUAUCAUUUCUUAUGUGGCUGUGUGGAUCGGUAAAAAGGCGUCCACCAAGCGGUUGUCCUUUGGAUUUUACCGUGCAGGUAUUUUUAUUCGUAGAAAUUCUUGGAGCAGUUCUCAGCAUCCUGAUCAUAUGGAUCUUAACCGGGGUACUGUUGUACGCGGCUUCGGAGCGCAUCAUUAAUAAUAACUACGAGAUCGAAGCCGUUCCGAUGCUGAUCACGGCCGGCUGUGGUAUUAUAUUCAACAUUAUAAUGGGUUUUAUUUUGCAUGGAAAAGGCCAAGGGCAUAGCCAUGGUCACCGCCAGGACUGCUCAGCGUUCCAGAUCUUGCAGGAGAAUGGCGACUUGUCGAGCACAUCGACGACGGGCGACGAUUCAAGUUCAGUGUCCGGCUGCGUGCGGCCGAAGAAGCAUAAAAGCAUCAACCUGCGAGCUGCGUUCAUCCACGUUCUCGGCGACUUUGUACAAAGCAUAGGAGUUUUCAUCGCCGCGUUGAUUAUCAUGUUUCAACCUAGUUUUAAACUCGCUGAUCCGCUGUGCACCUUUCUCUUCUCAGCAUUGGUCCUUGUAACGACUUUCACCGUUUUACGCGAUGCCGUUAUUGUCCUGAUGGAAGCCACUCCACUGGAUGUAAGUUACGACAUCAUUAAACAGGAACUUUUCUCCAUAGCUGGAGUAAAGUCGGUGCACAGUUUGCAUCUCUGGUCACUGACUCUCGACAAGACUGCCUUAGCGGUGCAUCUGGCGAUAGGUAAUCCUUGUCUUUUUGAUCAGUACUUUAAUUUUGAAUGGUAG
This is a messenger RNA of Soboliphyme baturini, 804 nucleotides long. The record is from the annotation of a GenBank genome assembly. Lineage: Eukaryota; Metazoa; Nematoda; Enoplea; Dioctophymatida; Soboliphymatidae.